AUGGAGCUUGACGUUGCUGCGAGUGUGGCUCUGGCAGUAUUGAUAGUUGCAUAUGGGUUCAUUUUUGGGGUUCUCAAGAGGGUGAAUGAGUGGAUAUAUAUGAGAAGGUUGGGAGAGAAGAGAGGCUCUCUUCCACCUGGUGACAUGGGUUGGCCUUUGGUGGGCAAGAUGUGGUCCUUCCUGAGAGCCUUCAGGUCUGAUGACCCUGACUCUUUCCUCUCUACCUUCAUCUCAAGGUUUGGAGCCACAGGUAUCUACAAAACCUACAUGUUUGGCAGUCCAAGCAUAAUCGUGUGCAAACCCGAGACAUGUAGGCGAGUAUUGACAGAUGACCAAAACUUCAAGCUCGGUUACCCUAAAGCGGUUAGAGUAUUAAGUGGCCGGAGAUCAUUCCACAGCAUCUCCAACGCUGAGCACAAACGGCUCCGGCGGCUCACGGCUGCUCCCAUCACCGGCAGUGAGGCCCUGUCGAUGUACGUCCCAGGGAUUGAGGAGAACAUAGUGGCUUCCUUGGAAGAGUGGUCGAGUUCGGACCAGCCGGUUGAGUUCUUGACCGGGAUGAAGAAGGUCACGUUCAAGAUCAUUACGAACAUCUUCUUUGGCUUGGAUCAGGUUGAUUUCAACUUCAAGACCAUGGAGAUCUUGUACGGUGACUUGGCUCGUGGAAUGAAGUCCGUACCUAUCAACUUCCCCGGAUUCACUUUCAACAGAGGCGUCAAGGCGAGGAGAGAGCUGGUUAAGAUCCUCCAAGCUAUUGUGGAUGAGAGGAAGGCUUUGAAGGGAAGGAAUGGGUCGAUCACGAGGAAGAACAUGUUGGAUAUGCUAAUGGAGGUUGAAGAUGAGGAUAAGAGGAAACUGGAGGAAGAGGACAUAAUUGACAUAUUGCUCAUGUACUUGCUUGCUGGCCAUGAAACCUCAGCUCAUGGCACUAUGUGGGCUGCUCUUUACCUCCAUGAACAUCCUGAUAUCCUCCAAAAGCAAAGGUAAGAGCAAGAGGAGAUCAUCAGGAGGAGACCAACUACACAGAGUGGAUUGACCCUCAAGGAGAUUAGGCAAUCACAGUAUCUUACAAGGGCGGUUGACGAAACGUUGCGUAGAAUCAGUCUCUCAUUUGCAGUUUUUCGAGAGGCAAAAGCUGAUGUGAACGUCAAUGGCUAUCUCAUACCAAAAGGUUGGAAAGUCAUGGUUAGUUCAAGGGCAGUACAUAUGGAUCCAGAAAAUUAUUUGGACCCAAAGAAAUUUGACCCAUCUAGAUGGGAAAACAUUAAAGCAAAAGCAGGAGCUUUCCUACCAUUUGGAGCUGGAAGCCGGUUCUGCCCAGGAAGUGAUUUGGCCAAGCUUGAAAUCUCCAUCUUUCUCCACCAGUUCCUGCUUCACUACAAGCUGGAGAGAGUAAAUCCGAAGAGCCCAGUGUCACAUCUACCACUGCCACAUCCUUCGGACAAUUGCCUUGUCAGAUUCGUAAAGCUCCAUUAGAUACCUGAACAAGUUCGAGGACAUCUCAGCAUUCAGCAUCCUUCUGUUCCCCGCAUCUGUCAGAUCUUAAAUAAACUGAUGAAUCGUUUCGUUGCCGUUUUCUUAGCGUCUGCUUGGAAAUAUUGCAUAUACGGUGUGUACUUUGUUUUCCUAAAUGCCUUGUCCAUGAAUGUAAGCAACAUAUAAUGUCAUUUCCAUUCCCAAACUUGGGUUAUGUUUCCAUGUAAAGUUACCCUACGAAUUCACUAGACUUCAA
This is a messenger RNA of Eucalyptus grandis, 1732 nucleotides long. RefSeq names its product ent-kaurenoic acid oxidase 2. Gene Ontology annotation, cellular component: endoplasmic reticulum. Gene Ontology annotation, molecular function: ent-kaurenoic acid monooxygenase activity; iron ion binding; heme binding. The transcript has 8 exons. Gene Ontology annotation, biological process: brassinosteroid biosynthetic process; brassinosteroid homeostasis; multicellular organism development. The record is from RefSeq and is a predicted model, not a curated record. Lineage: Eukaryota; Viridiplantae; Streptophyta; Magnoliopsida; Myrtales; Myrtaceae.